Messenger RNA from Trichobilharzia regenti, 534 nucleotides. Lineage: Eukaryota; Metazoa; Platyhelminthes; Trematoda; Strigeidida; Schistosomatidae. The record is from the annotation of a GenBank genome assembly.
UCAGCCCAGAUGACAUUAUCAAUCCUCCUGCAGAAGUGUCUAUUCCAUUCAUGCAACCGUAUACUAUCCGAGUGGGUACAAAACCAGGCAAAGAAGAUAUCAGUGUAAUUUGGAGAAAAGUUGGACCACUUCCUGAAACAGUAGUUACAGAAAAGAAACCUGCUGGUGAAGAAGAAGAAAAAGUAGAACCAAAAGAGAUUGAUAUCAGCCUACCUGAAGGUGUUACACCAGGUAAAACAAAUCUUAAUAUUUGGGCUGCUGCUGAACAACAUGAAGGUGUUUAUGAAGGGACUGUUGUCCGUGAUCGUGAUGGUGUAGAAGUGAAACGUGUUCAGACAAUUAUACGUCUUGCUGAAGCCGCUGAGACUAUUGAAGAUGAUACUGAUGGGGAUGAUGUUGAUGAAGAAGGAAAAGAACUUCAAACAUGGGAUUUUAUAGUUAGUGGUUUUACACCUGAUGCUCAACACUGUGAACAUCCUACUUGGACAGUGGUUGAUUAUCAAAUAAAUAAGACUGUUGAUAUAACAGAUAAAG